AUGUCGCUGACGUUUACCGCGCCUCUGUCGAGAACAAAGAAGACUUUACGGAUGAUGCGCGACGAGAAGAGGAGGUUUUCCCCCGCUGUAAAGGACGAAUUCGAUUUCGAGUUUCUCGACGAAGAGGAAGGAGAUUCAGACUAUUGGGACCAAGACGAGACGAAGAAUAACGACAUCGAUGAUGAUGACUCGAAUACGCAUUACAAGAAACGAAUGGGGAAGUUUCGAGACGCGUUCAUCGAUGCCUUUGAUGAUGAGACAUUUGAGGCAAAAGAGGAAGAGGAAGAGGUCAGUCUCUUCACGAAUACCGCGGAAACGCCAAUGAACGGGAGGAAAUGUGCACGAUCGAUCGCGAUGAAACCAUCCAGACGACUUUAUGAGAACGAUGAUAAGAGCAGUGGUAGCAGUAGUAGUCAUACUAAAUGUGGGAAAAGACUUACGCAUGAAGAUUUUCCGCCCGUCGCCGUCGUGUCGGCGAUACACGCGAGAUCUUUGAUGAAGAUUAAAUCGAAGUCGAUUGACGCGAUGACGGAGUUUACGGAGAAUUUACGGAUGGCGUUUGGGGACGAGAGGGAUAAGAAGUCUGAGAUGCACUCGGACGGGGAGUUGGUUUUAGUCGUGUACGGGGUGAACGAAGAGACGGAGGAGGUUUUAGAGGAUUUAGAGAAACAUUUGUUCCGCGAGAAUGAUUUCUAUUUAGCGAUUAUCGAUGGCGAUACACGAGCGCUGAAUGAAAUUUCCGAUUACGACGACGCGAUCGCGAGAGGCGUGAAAUUCACGAGAGCGAAGUUUGCCAUCGUCGCGGAUUUGAACGCGAUCGUUCCCUCGGCGGAGUGGACGAAAAUGGCACUGGUGAAAGUCUUUCGAACGGAACCGACCGUCGCGGCGGUUCUGUUCGGCGGGAACGACAACGUGAGCGGAUUUGAAGGCGCGAAGCGACCGGCGAUGGUUAUUAGAGCGUGGGAAGCAAAGUUUGCGCUGACGAGUGAAGAUGGAUCCUCCGGGUGCGCGAAAACCGAGAAGAGCUUAAUGUCCGUCAUGGUCGAUAAAGGCAUGGAGUUUAAACGAUUGCCGAGGAAGUUGAAAAGAAUCGAUAAAUCAUCGCGUAGUAGUAUUGGUAGUGGUAAUAAUAGAGAUAGCAGCAGUAGGAACGACGGCGGCAACAGAAGACUACUUUUUGAAGAAGAAGAAGAGGGUAUUGACAUUAUGGACGGUAAAUGGGAAGCGAACUCCAACCGCGGCGGCGUCGACGGCGCGUUUGAUUUAGGAUGCAAAUCAGCCUCGAAGAGGAACGAAAAGAGUUUGUUCUGUCCCACUUCAUCUAAUAACGACAACAUUAACAAACGAAAGAGAAGAGUUCAAGCGACGUUCAUCAUGCAAUACUUCAACAGAGCGAAAACGUUGGGUGAGAUUUUCGACGCGUUGGCGAAGAGCGUCAAGCACUCGUCGAUAUCUUCGCCCUCCUCGUUCACGAUGGAAGUGUUGGCAAACGUAGACUCCGGGUAUAAAAAAUCUGAUAACUGGGUCAAGCAUGCGUUGGAGUUUAAGAAGCAAACCGGUAAUCACGAUUCGCCGUUCGUGUUGUCAUUUUCCAACGAUAUUCACGAACUCCGAGCGUAUAAUCGAUUGGCGCACGUCGCGACGGCUGAAUUACUCGUCUUUGCGCAAGACGACGAUAAACCUGACGUGACAGACCCGAGCUCUUUAUCCUGGCUUCUCGACGGUUUAUCUUUAAUGCGUCGUCACAAAGACUUGGCUUUGUUGGGUGCCUACCGAGGCCGGUACGACGACGGUUCUCGAAUGAAGACAUCGUCCAACCAAAACGACGGCUCGAAAUUCGGCGGUAACUUUGAAUCCGAUCGCGAGACUCGCCCGAUCGCGUACGUCGACAGCGAACUCGGCGUUCCUUUUCUCUGGAUGUACAAAGUGAACAUGGGCCCGAUGUUGUUUCGAAAGUCCAUUUUCUUAUCAUCCGGAGGGUUUCACGAUCAAUUCUCGUGCGCGGGCGAGAUGGCGCAAGGGUUCGAUUUCGAAAUUUCCGUUCGCAUGUGGAGCGAAGGAUUCAAAGUUGGCUUAUACGAUCCAAAAUGGCUCCAUCGAAUCGAUAAGGAUUUAACGGCAAUCGGGAACCAAAAUCGCCAUCGAGACGUGCAAAAGAAAGAGUUAACGGACAAGAAAGACGAAGCGACGAAAAGAAAUAACCAGAACAUUUACACCUUGUUUGCUUCGGAGAAAAAUUUUCACCACGAGAAAGGCACAAAAUUAGCCAAGAAGAGUUUGAAGGAAGAUUUAGCAAAAAAAACGUUAAUUUGCGCAUUACCGAAAACGCACGAGUUGUGCCACAACUCGUUUUUAGACACGCCGAGAGACGCGGUGACGUGCAUGUCCGCCGACCGGAAGUGUUUCCAACGAAAGUACAUCGAAAAGCACAACGUCGCGGGCGCGAACGACGAAGACGCGAGGAAGGCGUUGCCGAAAGACGAGAACGGAGACAUCGACGUUUCCAAAAUUCGAUUCACAAAAGGCGAGAAAGUGAGAUUCAAAUACGAGUGGUUAGAGCACGACGGCGCGCAGAGAGUCUGGAACGAAGCUUUGGUGGAGACGCAAAAAGUCGCGCUGAAGACGGCGUCGUCCUCAUCAUCCUCAAAUCUUUCCGUCGAGGAUGCCGUAAAACAAUGGCUGAACGAAAACACGCCCGCGAUAAACGAAAAAGUCGAACAAGUGCGCUUGCAGCUCGCGAAAGAAGCCGAACCGGAAUUGAAACGCGCGGAAGAGCUCGCCGCGAAAGGUUUGAUUUACGGCACCGGAGGCGCCGUCAGCGAAGAAGAACGGGCGAGACGCGCGAAAGAGGCAAAAUCUGUGGAUAAGAAAACGAGAGAUCGCGUGGUGGAACUCGCCGGGAUUAAAGCGUUCGAGGAUGGGAAGGAAGACAGAGCGGCGUGGGAAUAA
Bathycoccus prasinos is the source of this 2949-nucleotide messenger RNA. RefSeq lists its product with no specific name. The coding region runs from base 1 to 2949 and encodes 982 amino acids. The record is from RefSeq and is a predicted model, not a curated record. The transcript has a single exon. NCBI's taxonomy places the organism in Eukaryota, Viridiplantae, Chlorophyta, Mamiellophyceae, Mamiellales, Bathycoccaceae.